AUGGACGCAACAAUGGAAAACAAAAUGGGGCUCCCGCCGCCGUACGAAUCCAGUAUACCAAAUCCAGCGCCACCGCCGUCUUAUUUCGGUGAUAAUCCACCACCGCCCACCGCACCGACUGCACAGCCUCGUACAGUGGUUGUCACAUCAGCUCCAACCACAUCACAAUCAGAAUCGAGUGAAAUAAAAAUAGGCCCGGGGCCCACAGGAAUAACGUGCCCAAAUUGCAACAGAUCUGUCGUAACCAGAGUUCAUUACGUUGCUAACAAUCGUACACAUAUAAUAUCAGCUGGACUUUGUGUAUUAACCGGGUGCUGUUGCGGUUGCUUCGUUCCAUACUGCAUGCGGUCGUGCAAAUCCGCAAAUCACUUUUGUCCAAAAUGCAGAGCAUUUAUCGGCACUUACACUCCUUCGUGA
Messenger RNA from Parnassius apollo (apollo), 417 nucleotides. Lineage: Eukaryota; Metazoa; Arthropoda; Insecta; Lepidoptera; Papilionidae. The record is from the annotation of a GenBank genome assembly.